AAAAAAAAAAACAUUCCCCUUCUAUAUCUUACAUCUAUAGUCUUUUUGCCCUGGUGUAUCUCUUUCACAUUUAAGAAAAGUCUGGAAUCUUGGUUUAUGAAUUGGUGGAAUACUAGUCAAUCCGAAAUUUUCUUGAAUGAUAUUAAAGAAAAGAGUAUUCUCAACAAAUUCAUAGAAUUAGAGGAACUUUUUUUCUUAGAUGACAUGUUAAAGGAAUGUCCGAAAACAUAUCUACAAAACCUUCGUACUGGAAUUUAUAAAGAAACAAUCCAAUUAAUCAAAACGCACAACGAAGAUCGUAUGAAUACGAUUUUGCACUUCUCCACAAAUAUAAUUUGUUUCUUUAUUCUAAGCGGUUAUUCUAUUCUUGGUAAUAAAGAACUUGUUCUUAUUAACUCUUUGGUUCGAGAAUUUAUAUAUAAUUUAAGUGACACAAUAAAAGCAUUUUCUAUUCUUUUAUUAACUGAUUUAUGUAUAGGAUUCCAUUCAACCCAUGGGUGGGAACUAAUUAUUGGUUUCGUUUAUAAAGAUUUUGGAUUUGCUCAAAAUGAUCAAAUUAUAUCCGGUCUUGUGUCCACUUUUCCAGUCAUUUUAGAUACAAUUUUAAAAUAUUGGAUUUUCCGUUAUUUAAAUCGCAUAUCUGUAUCACUUGUAGUGAUUUAUCAUUCAAUGAAUGAUUGACAGAAAAACCGAUUUACUUGAAUAAAUUUCAAGUUUUUAUCUAAAAAAAGAGAAUUUUUCUUUUCCCCCUCUUAAAAAAAAGUUCAAUAAAAAAGGGGUUCCCACCUUGGAUAGGGAACUAUGCGAGUGACCUACCUAAUCUUAUUGUAGAAAUUUUAAGGAUCAAUGAUUAGACCAUGCAAACUAGAAAUGCUUUUUCUUGUAUAAAGGAAGGGAUUACCCGAUCCAUUUCUAUAUCGGUCAUGAUAUAUAUAAUAAUUCAAGCACCCUUUUCAAAUGCAUAUCCAAUUUUUGCACAGCAGGGUUAUGAAAAUCCCCGAGAAGCAACCGGUCGUAUUGUCUGUGCCAAUUGCCAUUUAGCUAAUAAGCCCGUGGAUAUUGAGGUUCCACAAGCGGUACUUCCUGAUACUGUAUUUGAAGCCGUUGUUCGAAUUCCUUAUGAUAUGCAAGUGAAACAAGUUCUAGCUAAUGGUAAAAAGGGAACUUUGAAUGUGGGGGCUGUUCUUAUUUUACCGGAAGGUUUUGAAUUGGCACCCCCCAAUCGUAUUUCGCCUGAGAUUAAAGAGAAGAUAGGCAAUCUGUCUUUUCAAAACUAUCGCCCUACAAAAAAAAAUAUUCUUGUAGUAGGCCCUGUUCUUGGUCAGAAAUAUAAUGAAAUCACGUUUCCUAUUCUUUCCCCGGAUCCCGCUAGUAAAAGAGAUAUUCAUUUCUUAAAAUAUCCGAUAUACGUAGGCGGGAACAGGGGAAGGGGCCAGAUUUAUCUUGACGGGAGCAAGAGUAAUAAUAAUGUUUAUAAUGCUACAGCAGCAGGUAUAGUCAAAAA
Vigna angularis (adzuki bean) is the source of this 1504-nucleotide messenger RNA. Its product is annotated as chloroplast envelope membrane protein. The record is from RefSeq and is a predicted model, not a curated record. The annotation marks the transcript as partial. The transcript has a single exon. Gene Ontology annotation, cellular component: membrane. NCBI's taxonomy places the organism in Eukaryota, Viridiplantae, Streptophyta, Magnoliopsida, Fabales, Fabaceae.